GUAGCAUACCAGACGAUCUGCAAGCUAAGCGUAGUUCCAGUACAGAAGCCAGCCAUCUCUGUUCAUUGGUUGAGGAAAUGGCCGGACGUAAGGCGGCGAUGGUGGUGGAGAAGAACAAGAAGGUGGUGCUAAGGAGGCACGUCACCGGGUUCCCCACGGAAGAAGACAUGGAGAUCACGGUGGACACUAUCGAGCUGGGUGUGCCAGCGGGGCUGACGGCCGUGCUGAUCAAGAACCUCUACCUGUCCUGCGACCCCUGGAUGCGCGGUCGCAUGAGCAAGCAUGAAGACGGCGCCACCGUGCCAGCCUCGGACUUUGUCAUCGGAGAGGCCAUGGUGAAUUUCGGUGUGGGCAAGGUGGUCGGCUCGACGCACCCUGAGUUCACCGCCGGUGAUCUUGUCUGGGGGCUGAGUGGGUGGGAGGAGUACACCCUCGUCACCCAGCCGGAAUCGCUGCACAAGAUCAAACACACCGAGCUGCCGCUCUCCUACUACACGGGAGUUCUUGGCAUGCCAGGGCUCACUGCGUACGGUGGGUUCACCCAUGUCGCCAGGCCCAAGAAAGGCGACUUCGUGUACGUCUCGGCGGCGUCGGGCGCCGUCGGCCAGAUCGUCGGGCAGCUAGCAAAGAUCGCCGGUUGCUACGUGGUCGGCAGCGCCGGCUCCGACGAGAAGGUCAGCCUCCUCAAGACCAAGUUCGGCUUCGACGAUGCCUUCAACUACAAGUCGGAGAGCGACCUCGGCGCCGCGCUGAAGCGCUGCCUCCCCGAUGGAAUCGAUAUCUACUUCGACAACGUGGGUGGCGCGACGCUCGACGCCGCGCUACUGCACAUGCGCCAUGGCGGCAGGGUCGCCGCCUGCGGGAUGAUCUCCCAGUAUAACCUGGAGGAACGGGACGGCCAUGGCCUACGCAAUCUGUUCUACAUCAUCUCAAACGCCAUCAGGGUGGAGGGGUUCACCGCCCUUGACUGGUUCCACCUGUACGCAAGGUUUGAGGAGGAGAUGGCCAGGUACAUCAAGGAGGGGAAGGUGGUGGUCGUGGAGGAUGUGGCUGAGGGGAUCGAGAGCGCGCCGGCGGCUCUAAUCGGGUUGUUCUCGGGGAAAAAUGUAGGCAAGCAGCUGGUUGCCAUUGCGAGGGCAUGAGGUGAAGCAGGAACUAUCAAUGCAAAGCGAAAUAGCAGCACUAAUAGUAACAGACUAGUGCAUUGCGCGCGUGUUAGACCAUUUUUUUACGAGCAUGUUUUAUUUCAAAUAAAGUUUACAUGAAUACGUAUAACACU
Molecule: messenger RNA, 1279 nt
Organism: Zea mays
Lineage: Eukaryota; Viridiplantae; Streptophyta; Magnoliopsida; Poales; Poaceae
Exons: 3
Coding region: 78-1142 (354 amino acids)
Molecular function (GO): 2-alkenal reductase [NAD(P)H] activity
Source: RefSeq, marked provisional